Protopterus annectens (West African lungfish) is the source of this 9124-nucleotide messenger RNA. It is a transcript of the gene NSD1, whose product is annotated as nuclear receptor binding SET domain protein 1. The transcript has 23 exons. Gene Ontology annotation, cellular component: chromatin; nucleus. The coding region runs from base 447 to 7421 and encodes 2324 amino acids. Gene Ontology annotation, molecular function: protein binding; histone H3K36 methyltransferase activity. The record is from RefSeq and is a predicted model, not a curated record. Gene Ontology annotation, biological process: regulation of DNA-templated transcription. Lineage: Eukaryota; Metazoa; Chordata; Ceratodontiformes; Protopteridae.
GAUGGUAAGGUAAAGGGUGGCCUGCACUGAAUGUUUGUGUAUAGAGACACGGGAGCGUGCGGCGCCGAUUGGGGGAAGGGCACGCCGCUGUGUCGGUGAGAAGACGCUGAUUGGGCUGUGUUAAUCGUUUCUCGGACAGACAGCGCGAGCUGUUCCAGUUUUUAGUAGAAGUACAACCCCAAGGGUUGCAAGGGUUGUUCAGUAGAUUGGCACGUAGAACGAUUUUUUUAAUCAUAAAAUUAGAAAUAUUUAUUUGUUUUUAUAUUAUUCCUAGACAGUACCAUGCAGCACCCCCUCCCCUUCAGAAACUUUCCACUACUUCAGGUUUGCAGCAGCACUAUACUGGCUUUCUUGUCUGUCUAGGCCAUCAGGAAGGGGCCGUAGACGGAGGGAGGGGGCGAAUGAGAGGUCUGGAAUGACCGCGUAUAAGGUGAUUGUUGAGCAGGAUGGAUCAAUCCUGUAAGCCACCCCGAAAAAGUUGUUUGCCACCACUUUCCAGCUCAUUGGAUCCUGAAACGCCUAAAAGCAGUGGUGCUUCUUAUGGGAACAGCCCCCAAUUUUAUUCUGAAUCUGGUUGUAAACGGACUGUUCAGCAGUCAUCCUUUCCAUGUGGUGUUCCAAAAAAGUUCUGUGGUCAAGAUCCUUCUUCUUGUUACAUUCCACUUCGUAGACUGCAAGAUUUAGCCUCCAUGAUUAAACGUUUGGAUGUAAAUGGUGCAACAGAGGGGAGUGAACCCCACACACAGCAAACUGUGUCAAGUUCUUCAGACUGCAGGCCUUCUCAGGUUAGUGAUUCUUUGGAAAUGGAUAAGCCUGUAUCACGCUCUAGCAGCAGUUCUGAGACCAGGCUUCGAAGCUCUCCAGAACUGAGGAUAAAAAUCAUAAAGACUGUUCAGAAUGGGAAAUUGCUGUUCGAGUCUUCCAUAUGUGGGGAAAAUUCAAGAGAGAGCACUGAUAAGGGUGACCCACAAUCCAGUACUGUAAAGCAAACUGAUGCAAAGCACUGUGUUCAAAAAACAAGGAAAAAGGUAGAGUCAUAUGGACAUGUCAGCUGCAGUCCAAGUACUGAAAAGAGUGUUCUAUCUCAAAGUCCAGAAAGUGGACAAAAAAAGGGCAAAACCAGUAGUGUUGAUAAUUGUACAGUUACCGAAUGUGUGCCAUCAUCCACCAGCUUAUUAGAUGUCACAGUAGACUGCAAAGCUGAGCAGAAUUCCAGCAUGGCAAAUGCAAAUAUAACUGCUGGACUGCAGCAGUCCCCAUUUACAGAAGAUGGCAGUUUUGAAUGUAAAUCUGAUAUGGAUCUUCUUGAUAAAAUAAACUUUCAUUGCAAAGCACUGGAAGAUCAAGUAGAGCUACAGAAGACCUCUACAGCUUCAUCUGAAUGCAAAACUAGAAAAAGGAGGCCGUUUCCAGUAGCAUAUGAAGUAGGAGACAUAGUGUGGGCGAAGUUGAACAGACACCCGUGGUGGCCUUGUAGAAUCUGCAGAGAUCCACUGUUAAGUAUUCAUUUCAGAUUACAAGAUCCAAGCAGGAGGCCGUGCCGACAGUGGUGUGUGCAGACACUGGGGAAAGUUUCUGAGCAGGCUUGGGUAGCUGCAAGGGCAGUUGUGCCAUUUGAAGGAAGACAUCAAUUUGAAGGGUUGCCAGUCCUGCGGAGAAGAGGCAAACAAAGGGACAAGAACUACAAGCACAAGGUUCACAGGAGAUUUUUGACAGCCUGGGAAGCAAGUGUUUUGAAAGCUGAAGAAGCCCUGCCUAAAACAUCAGAAGGAAAUUGGUGCUGUAGUGAAUCCUGCGACUCCAGUGCGGUAGACGGAAGUAUGAACACCACCACAUGUGAACCAACAGAUAAAAGCCAGAAAGUGCAACAUAACGGCUGCUUAAAGGCUUCAGACUGUGUACUUAACCACCAGACUCUUAAAGCAAAAGUGUCCACGCAGUCUGGUACAAGAGUAAACUGUACUACAAACCGAAAGAAGCGAAUAAGAGUAAGAAAGAGGAUUAGAAAAUUGAAGUUAAAAAGACACCGAGAUGAUCACGUGGUAGUCAGAAAAUCUUUGUCUGUAGCAUUGUCUAGAAGUGAAACAUUAGGCAUCAGCAGAGUUCCUUCUGUUGUAGUAAAAGGUGACAAUUCAUUAAGUGAUCCUGUAGGUCUUCCUGAGGAGUCGGACAGAGUAGUGGAAAAGAAAAGUGAUGUAAAGAAUAGCUUACCCAUUCAAGCAGUCUGUGUUACUUCUGCAGUUUCUGGUAGAGGAGCAGGAAAAAUAAUAAUAACUCCUUAUGGAUCUAAAGGACAAGUUAAUGGUUCUGUGAACAGUGUAGGUAUAAAGACCAUGCAGGUAGAGUCUUCUGGGCUUCUGCGCAUUCCUGAAAACUUCAUGACCCUUAAAAUUUGCAGAAUGGAGGAGAAGAAUGGUAUUUCAUUUCUUGGAAACAGAAGCAGCAGCCUGAGUCCUAAGAAAGGAGAUGCAAAGUCGCCUAGUAAUGCCUUGGUAACAGAUGUGGAUAAGGAUGUAGGAUGCUCGUCAUUGGCCAACCUCAGUAAUAAACAGCAUCUUGAAGAUAAUCCGCAAGCCAGACUCAAUAAAGCCAGCAACCAUGAGGUGCCCCUAACAGGCCCAGUGGAAGACCAGCAAAACCCAAGACUAAAUAGUGUUUCAUUUGAAGAAGGCCCCACAUUAAAAAACCUUUCUAUUACCUUAGAGGAUAUAUCCAGUUCAAGUAGUGAAGGUAUGCGCACUAAACUCUGGAAUAGUAGUGAUACAGACUUCAGCUUCGAUAAAGAUGACCAGACAUUUGCAUCAUGUAGUAGUAUGUCUGGUGACUCUCACCAAGAGUCUGAAACCAUAAGCAGGCAGCCUGGUAAUAGAAACAGCUUAGCUAAAGUGUCAGUAGUUCAUUCUUCUGCUCUGAAUGUAAAUGGUGAUACAGAAGAACCUUCUGUUAAACUCAAGGAUUUUCCUGCUUCUGUAGAUUGUUCGCCUAAAGAUGUGGGCACUUGUCAGCAGAAAACUUUAAGCAGCACUUCCAGGGAUUCCACAGAUUCUUUUGGAGUAGAACUUGCCUUAGUUAAACCAAAUGUUCUGGAACAUAAAGAGUCAAGUAAUGAAGGGGAUAAUUGUGGCCUGGAUAGCCAAGAACUGCCCAAUUUUUCUUCCAUAUCACUUCCAAAGGAUAUGCACAUUGAACCAGACUACAAAUUUAGUACUUUGCUGAUGCUUUUGAAAGAUAUGCAUGACAAUAAGGUAAAGGAACUGCAGCAGGCUGCAGUAAGUCCAAAUUAUGUCCCAGUCAAAAAUGCUGGGAUGCUAAAUUGUUCAGAGGAUGGGGACUUGGGGGAGCUGCAUAGAGAUGUACAUGGGUCAGUGAAGAGUAGCGGAAGUAGCAUGGGGGGAUCGCCUUCUAGCCACAGCACAGAUGAAACACCUGGUGCAUGUUUGAAAUCUUCUGGAAUCUGGCAAGAGGGUGAGGAGGAAGAAGAAACUAUGGAGACUGCAUCCUCGGCAGCAAGCACUGGAUAUGGCAGUGAUGGUUACAGUGAGGAAUCCUUACAGUCAGUAAAGAAAAUGGCAACAGAAUCACCUUUGGCAUGCAAUCUGAGUAGCAGUGAGAGCAGUGAACAUCAAGAAAAAGACGUACUAAGUUGUGAAAACUGUGGUAAUAGCUGGGAAGACUGCAUAUGCUUGAGUGGUCCAACAGAGAUUGUCCUUGACAGUCAACCCACAGACACUGCAUCAGAAAUGCCUUCUGCUUUGACAAACCAUGAUACUAUUAAAAUGGUACCCAAGACAUUGAUGGAGGACAGACAGUUACGAGAGGUAAUGGACAGACCACAGAAGGACAGAUGUUUACAAGAUAAUUUGAAUGAGAAUGUAGCAAGUGCUGAGUCAAGAUUUGAAUGCUUGGAUAAUGAAAAGCAGCAUUUACCUGAAAGUGCUAAUAAUGUGAAGGAGAAUUUAGUCUUAUUCAUGAAUAAUGCACAGGAUAAGGGGAAAUGCAGGGAUGGUGAAAGGAAUCCGUGUGUUGAGGUUACAGAUGUGAUCAUGGAACAGAGUGUUGACUUGAGUAGUGAAAGCUCCUUGGAUAGUCAUUUUGAUGAUUUAAGUCAUCAUAUAGCACCCAAAAAAAGAUGGAAGCGUUUAAACCAGAAUUAUUCGAAAGUUAAACUUUCCAGCAGCUGUAUGGAAGAUGACCACAUAGUUUCUAGUGAAGACCGCAUUGCAUCAGGCGAGUCAAGUCAACGUUUAUUAGCAGAAAACAGCAGUGCUGUAGAACAUAAGCUGUCAAGCCAAGCAAAACUUCUUGAAUACUGUCAGGAGACUAAAUGUGUGGAGGUUACAACUGAAUUAGACCAGCAGCCAGAUUUCUGUGUAAAUACUUCUGAAAUGCAGAACCCUUUGGAAAUGAGCCCACAUGCUUCAGAUUUGGAUCAACAACUUGGCUUGCAGGUAUAUUCUGAAAACAAACGCCUCCGAAAACCUACCAAAAGGUUACUGGAAUGCACAGAAAAACUUGAUGUAAUCCUUACGCCUGUGAAACGACAUCGAAAUCGGUCUCACAAGAUGGACCAUUCUACCAAGCAUGAACAUAAGGCUACAGAUGUGUCAUCACAAAAAAAGCUUGACAGUGUUGCCAGUGUGGACCAGGAUUCUGAUGCAUUGGAUACCUCGAGUCAACAAGCUGCUUCCCAGGAUUCACCUGUUUUGUCACCCGAAGAUUCAGACCAUUUUUCCACAUUGCCAGAUAUGCCUUUGGAAGAUUCUCCACCAGUCACUGCCCAAUCCUCUGUACCUUUAUCACCAUCCAAGGAACCUUCCACCCCUACAUCAGUGGACGAACGUCUUACAAACUUUGGAGUGGUCACCGAAGGGAAACGCCUGAGAAAACCGACCAAAAAGCUGCUUGAGUGUACUGAUUUGGACCCAUUAUAUGUGCCAAAGAAGAGGGUGAGAAAUGACUCUGAGCGUUCAAGGAGAUCAGUUCCAGGACAGACAUCUGAAAGCAUCAAGUCAGAAUCGCCUCCAGAGUCACCGUCUUCAAAAAUAAGUCCAGCUGCUAAAAGGUUUCGCGAGAAACAGAGGAGCUGCAAAAAACCUAUGGCAACCUCCACUCCAGUACCCAAACAGAAAAUUAAAAGUGAACGGACAGUUGGAGAUGCUUCGGAUAAUGAGGUGUUUGCAAAUGGACUUGAUGACAGUCAUAAAGAGAACCAUGAGGAUGGUUCUGAUCAUGAACAGUCUGUGCAUUCCAUGAAAAAGUCUCAGCCGGAGCGGGGAGGUGGAGCAGCUAUGAAGGAGAAUGUCUGUCAGAUUUGUGAGAGUCCAGGAGAGUUGCUUCUCUGUGAGAGUCAGUGCUGUGGAGCUUUUCACUUGAAGUGCCUCGGAUUAUCGCAGAUGCCAGAGGGGAAGUUCAUUUGCAAAGAAUGUUCUACAGGUAUCCAUACUUGCUUUGUUUGCAAAAAGAAUGAUUCUGAUGUGAAACGUUGCCAGCUUCCACUGUGUGGAAAGUACUAUCACGAAGAAUGUGUGCUUAAGUACCCCCCUACAGUGGCACAGUACAGAGGAUUUAGAUGUUCCCUUCACAUCUGUUUGUCAUGUCAUAUUGCUAAUCCAACAAAUGUUUCUGCUUCAAAGGGUCGUUUGAUGCGUUGCGUACGAUGCCCUGUUGCAUACCAUGCCAAUGAUUUCUGCAUGGCUGCAGGAACUGUUAUACUUGCUUCAAACAGUAUCAUCUGCCCCAAUCAUUUUUCUGCAAGAAAGCGGUGCAAAAACCAUGAGCAUGUCAAUGUCAGCUGGUGCUUUGUUUGUUCUGAAGGGGGCAGCCUUCUCUGCUGUGAGUCAUGUCCUGCAUCAUUCCAUCGUGACUGCUUGAACAUUGAUAUGCCCAAAGGAAGCUGGUUCUGCAAUGACUGCAAACUGGGCAAGAAGCCACACUACAAAGAGAUUGUGUGGGUGAAGGUUGGGCGUUACAGGUGGUGGCCAGCAGAGAUUGCUCACCCUAAAACCAUCCCUGCCAACAUCCUGAAAAUGAAGCACGAUAUUGGUGAGUUCCCUGUCCAUUUCUUUGGCUCCAAAGAUUACCUGUGGACGCACCAAGCUCGUGUGUUUCCAUAUAUGGAGGGGGAUGUCAGCGGCAAGGACAAGAUAGGAAAAGUUGAAGGCAUCUACAAGAAAGCCUUGCAGGAGGCAGCUGCCCGAUUUAAAGACCUGAAGGCUUUGAAGGAGGUGCGGCAGUUGCAGGAAAGCAAAAAGAAUGACAAGAGACCGGUACCUUAUAAACAUAUCAAGGUAAAUAAACCAUUUGGGAAAGUGCAGAUCUAUACAGCAGACCUAGCUGAGAUUCCACGUUGCAACUGUAAGGUUACAGAUGAAAACCCUUGUGGGCCAGACUCUGAAUGCAUUAAUCGCAUGCUGAUGUACGAGUGUCAUCCUGCUGUUUGCCCUGCUGGUGAGAAAUGUCAAAAUCAGUGCUUCACUAAGCGGCAGUAUCCGGAAGUGGAGAUCUUUCGGACAGAGGAUCGGGGAUGGGGACUACGUACAAAGGUUGACAUCAAGAAGGGUGAGUUUGUCAAUGAAUAUGUUGGUGAAAUGAUUGAUGAAGAGGAGUGCCGGGCCAGAAUCAAGUAUGCCCAAGAUCAUGAUAUAUCAAACUUCUAUAUGCUCACUUUAGAUAAGGAUCGAGUAAUUGAUGCUGGUCCAAAGGGUAAUCAUGCACGUUUCAUGAAUCACAGCUGCCAGCCGAACUGUGAAACGCAGAAGUGGACUGUUAAUGGAGAUACACGUAUUGGUUUGUUUUCAUUGUGUGAGAUAUCAGCUGGGACUGAGCUGACUUUUAACUACAACCUGGAAUGCUUGGGCAAUGGGAGGACAGUCUGCCAGUGUGGAUCUCCCAACUGCAGUGGUUUUUUGGGUGUCCGUCCAAAGAACCAGCCUCCAGAUGAAAAACUGAGGAAACUGAAGAAGAAGCCCCCAUUGAAGAGGAAAUCUCAAGUGGAGGUGACAAAAGAGAGGGAGGAUGAAUGUUUCAGUUGUGGGGAUGGAGGGCAACUGGUUUCUUGCAAGAGGCCUCGAUGCCCAAAGGUUUACCAUGCAGACUGCCUUAACUUAACCAGGAGACCUGCAGGAAAAUGGGAAUGCCCAUGGCACCAGUGUGAUAGUUGUGGAAAAGAAGCUGCUUCUUUUUGUGAGAUGUGUCCAAGUUCCUUCUGUGAAGAGCAUCGUGAUGGUAUGUUGUUCAUCUCCAAGCUGGAUGGCCGCUUGUCCUGCAAUGAGCAUGAUCCCUGUGGUCCUGACCCGUUGGAGCCAGGGGAGAUCAGAGAAUACAAGCCUCCACCUAAACGUGAAGCAUCAGACGAGAAGGCAUCUGCAGCCAAUGAUAAAUCCCUUUCUAAAAAAACGGCCAGCCCUGAAACAGAAAAGUGAUGUACUGUCCGAGAAGCUGGAGGAUAACUUUGAUCGAGCAUAUGUAUUCAUUGAGGGUGGUUGGGGCAGGCAGAAGUGUUUGGGAGCUCAAAAGAAACACCUGUAACUUUUCCUUUUGAGGUGCCUAGUGAGUUGCAGUGAAGUGGAUGAGCUGGUCGAAAUUCCAGAUCAACAUGAAAGGUGUUGUGAAUCAAAACACAGUGCUGCUGAAGAAUUUCCCAACCAGCUGUAACUGAUGAAUGCAGCAAGCUAAUGUGGAGACCUGUUAGGUGACAUAUCAGCCUUUGCAUCCUUUUGUUCUGCCCCUUUCCAUCCUCUGUAUCUCUUAUCCCUGAAAGAACAGUACAAACUCCAGGAAACAGGAUGAUGGAGAAUACUUGGUGCUUUCUAUUUCAGAUCCAUUGUUUAACAUCAUUGUUCCUUUUUAACAGCCAGUCACUUUUAGACUGCUGCAUGUGCUUUGUACCAGGGAAAUCAUGAUUCCCAAGAGUGCUGUCACUUAAUGCGCACUUCACAAGUACUUUGAGUGUUUCCUGCUCUGAUAGUAAAGCUACAGUUUGAAGUGCAUCUCAAGUACCCAGCUCCUUGAUAGUGACGACUCAGUUUAAUUAAAGAAUACAAUUUCUAGUUGCUCAUUGGUGGUGGUGUUUUGCGUCUUGAUGAUGAUAUACUGUCUUCAAGAAAAUCAUCCUAAUCAUCGAUUCACCCCGUAUUAAUACCUGAAUCAUGUGUAUGUCAUGUCCUGCUAUACCUGCACCCCAGCGUGCAUGACUGCUCACUGAAUAGCCAGUGGCUAUUAAACUGAUGCUAUUGGUUCUUACAGAUGGAGCUGUGAACCUAGUUAUUUAAAGCUUAUACUGAAAUCUCUACUUCAUACCUGGUUCAGCUAUGAUGCUCAUGCUGUAAAACAGCCUUAGUGCAAGGUGCAUAAAAGAUUGACCACAUUUGCUGUCUCAAAGACAUUGGUGGGGGGAAGAGACAUGCAGAACCACUGAGAAUGAUCUCACAUUCGUAGAGUAAUCAAAAGAAAAGCCUUGAGAUUUACAAGUAAAUGAUCAUAGUUUUGACACUGUAAAGUACUGCACUAAAUAGUUCCGAAGAGACUCUGCACAUGUAUCCCCCCCAGUCUUUUGAAAAGUUUUAUGUAUGCAUCCAUUUACCAAGAGGAUGCACUUUAGCAGAAGACGUUGCACUGCUCUGUUACAUUGCUUGUGAGGGAAGGAUUAAAGAUUACAUUUACAUUAUAUAGAAAGAAAGUAAAACUAACACCAAAGUCCGAAAAAUAUAUAUGUAAAGAUAAUCUAUAUAUAUAUAUAUAAAUAUAAAAAAGAGAGAAUGUGUGUGUGUGUGUGUGUGUGUGUGUGUGUGUGUGUGUGUGUGUGUAAGGACGAGAGGAAAGAAGUUGAAAAAAACUGUGCAAAGAGCAAAUUAUCUCUUGCCUAAUCAUGGAUGGCAUUAUUUGGAGUGAGUCAGAGUUUUCAGCUAAGUCACAAAAUUCUUGGAGUGCACAAACCUGUGAAUCCGUACCACUUCAGUGCUUUUAUUUGUGUAUACAUACAAAUGUUAGCAUGUUUUUAAGCACUUGUCCUUAAAAUGUUUUGUUUACUGUCCAAAAACCUUGGAGUCUAAAACUUGAAUUAGCAAUGUAGCAGUGUUUUUGCUAGAAACAAAAUUUAUUACAGGAGAAAGUGAUGUCUUUUAAA